Apus apus (common swift) is the source of this 2154-nucleotide messenger RNA. RefSeq names its product solute carrier family 39 member 5 (gene SLC39A5). Gene Ontology annotation, cellular component: membrane. Gene Ontology annotation, biological process: zinc ion import across plasma membrane; intracellular zinc ion homeostasis; BMP signaling pathway. Bases 13 to 1737 code for a protein of 574 amino acids. The transcript has 10 exons. Gene Ontology annotation, molecular function: zinc ion transmembrane transporter activity. The record is from RefSeq and is a predicted model, not a curated record. NCBI's taxonomy places the organism in Eukaryota, Metazoa, Chordata, Aves, Apodiformes, Apodidae.
GGAUCCGUCCCCAUGGGCCCCCCCGGGCUCCUCCUGGGGGUCCUGGGGCUGCUGGCCCUGGGGACAGAGGGGACGGUGGAGCCGCUGCCCGAGGACGCGGCGCAGGAGCACGGGUACUACCUGCAGCAGCUGUUCGGGCAGUACGGGGGGUCCAACGGGACCCUCCCCUCCGAGGGGCUGGCGCGGCUGCUGGGCAGCCUGGGGCUGGGCCGGGUGCGGGUGGUCCAGAUCCAGCACGAGGAGCUGGGACACGGACACGUCGCCCACCUCGACCUACUGGAGGUGCAGGAGGAGAAACACCGGCACUGGCACCCGGCCUGGGAGCACGGCGGGGACCCCAGCGCGCCCCCCACCCACCGCCCCCCCCAGGUACCGCUGCCCCCCCUCGCCCGCCCCCGGGGGGGCUGCUCCCCAUCCCUCGGCUCCCCGCCCUCCCCGACAAAAAGCUGGACGAAACCGGCGCCCACGGAGCCCCCCGGGACUCCCACAGCCCCCCGGCGGGACCAGCCCGGGCUGAACCUGCUGGGGAGGGUCCUGGGCUUGGAACACUCCAGCACCGACCACCCGCAUGACGAUUGCCUCAAUGUCUCCCAGCUGCUGGUGAAUUUCGGGCUGGAGGCGGGGUCUCAGCUGACCCCCGCGCAGUUCACGCUGCUCUGCCCGGCCCUGCUCUACCAGAUCGACAGUCGCGUCUGCAUCCAGCACCGCGACGAGGUGACGCUGCCGCCCCCCGGGGGGGACCCUGCCCUCCCCGCAGCGCUGGGCUGGGGGCUCCUGGCGGUGGCCGUGGUCAGCCUGCCCUCCGCCCUGGCCGUGCUGCUGGUCCCGCUGCUCAGCCGACGCUGCCUCCGCUCCCUGCUGGCCUUCCUGGUGGCCCUGGCCGUGGGGACGCUCUGCGGGGACGCCCUGCUCCACCUCUGGCCCCACGCCCAGGGGAGGCACCAGGAGACGCCGGCGGAGCCGGGAGCCGCGGUGCUGCAGGGGCUGGCGGUGCUGGGGGGCAUCUACCUGCUCUUCCUGGUGGAGCUGCUCCUGGGGAUGCUGCGGCGGCGCCGGGAGGACACGGGACACUCCCCCAGGGAGACCCCCGAUGUGGCCACAGAGGUCCUGGCACCAUCACGAGGAGGAGCUGAGCUGCAACAUCUGACAGAACUGGAGCCAGCGCUGGAGCUCAAGCCCCACGGACACCCCCACAGAUCCCCCCACGGACACUCCCACGGCCCCAUGCUGCCCCCCAGCCCCAGGGCCACUGACAUGGUGUGGAUGGUGGUCCUGGGGGAUGGGAUCCACAACCUGACGGAUGGGCUGGCCAUUGGUGCUGCCUUCUCCCACAGCCUCCCUGGUGGUCUCAGCACCGCCCUGGCCGUGCUCUGCCACGAGCUGCCCCACGAGCUGGGGGACCUGGCAGUGCUGCUGGGGGCGGGUACAGCCCCCCGCACCCUCCUGCUCCUCAACGGGCUCUCAGCCCUGCUCUCCUGCCUGGGGGCAGCCGUGGGGGUGGCCGUGGGGCAGAGCGCGACCCACCUCACCCCCUGGAUCCUCACCGUCACCUCUGGUGUCUUCCUCUACGUGGCUUUGGCCGACAUGCUCCCCGAGGCGCUGCGGGGGGCUGAGGGCCCCGGCCAGGGCACCUGGGGCCGGUUCCUCCUGCAGAACGUGGGGUUCCUGCUGGGCAGCAGCAUCAUGCUGGGCAUCGCCCUGGCCGAGGGGCAGCUCCGUGCGUGGCUCCAGCCCUGAGCAGCCCCAGCCCCACGCGGCGGGAACCAGAGCCAGCAGCGGCCGAGCUGGAGGGACAUGGGAGCCCCAAACCUGCCCCAGGAAUGGAGCUUCUCCCCUCCUCCAGAGACCCCCAGCAGCAGCAGCCGGGACAUCCCCCCCAGCCCCUCAAUCCCUGCAGGGAUGGGACAUGGGGUCCCCUCGGAGCCCCGUGUCCUGUCCCGGGGUCGGGGGCACCUGGUGCUCCCCAGGCAGGGGGUGCCAGGGGGGUUUGCCCGAGCGUUUCCCACUCCUGCUCCCCCAGGACCAGCCAUUAGAGAAAGGAGGACAGGAGAUAGAAGCAAUAGCAUUUUAAUAAACAUAAUUGAUUCAAAGCCACAAUAUGAACAACAGGACCUGGUCGCAACUUAUAUUGUAUAAAAUAGAUCAAAGUCUGAA